AUGUUAUAUUAUGCCCAUAAGUUUGGUCUAUAUGAAAAGAUUGAGAUACUCCGUAGAUAUGGAUCUGAUAUUAAGAAGAGAUAUAGAUUUGGUUACACUCCUAUGAUAUUAGCAGACAUUGGCGGAAAUGUUGAUCUAUUCGAGAAUUUACCAAAUCAGAAGUGCAACAACUAUUUAAGAAGCCAUACUAGCACUUCAAACGAAAGCAUAGAAAUAGUAUAUCCUUCAGUCCGAUUCAGCAUACUUCAGUCUCUCAGUAUUGGUACUUUGGAGCAGUAUGAAGAUCUGUUUCAAACAUGUAUGUAUGGAGAUUUGAAAUCGUUCAACCGUAUGAAGUACGAGCAUUUUGAAUUUAAUGUAUUCUUCAAACCCACAGAUCCCUAUGUAUCAAUUUGGUUUGAACAAACUCCGUUGUUGUUAGCAAUACGGCGAGGACAUACUGAAGUAUGUAAAUUUAUUCUAAGACAUGGUGUUAAUGUGAACCUGACUUUCGAAGAACGGAAAAUUAAGAACGAUAUUUCUUUAUCUACGACUAUUUUAUAUGGAUAUACCCCAUUGUUUGCUGCAUGUCAACGAAAAGAUUAUAAACUAGUAGAUAUGCUUUUACAUAAAGUGGCAAAUUUAAACAAAGCUUUGUAUGACGCAUGCAGAGAAGGUUAUUUGGAUACUGUUCGAUUUCUUCUGCAGAAAGGAGCCAAUGUUAAUCUGAUUUGUCGGUUUGGUCAAACAGCUUUGUAUGCUGCUUGUAUCGGUGGACACUCUACCAUAAUAACAUUUCUGGUGGAUCAAGGAGCUUUUAUUGAUGCAAAAGUUAGUAGAGCAAGUAUUUUUGACGAACCUACUUGCCUACAUGCUGCAUACCUGAGUGAUAAUCAUGAUAUAGUUAAAUAUUUAAUAAAUAGAGGGGAUUAUGUUGAUGUAGUUGGUAACUUUGGGAGAACUUUGCUACAUAAAGCGUGUAGUGAUGGAAACUAUAACAUUGUUGAAAUGCUUGUUGCUAAAGGGUUUGAUAUAAAUGCAUCUGAUGUGUACGGCUCAACACCUCUCAUAGCGUGCGUGUUACAAAACAUUGAGAAUAAUUAUCAGAUACAAUAUUUAGAUUGUAUCAUGGAAAUACCUCAUUCAAUAGGUUAUUUCGAUCAACAGCAUGAAGUAUAUUUAGAACUUUAUGCAAAGGUACCCUAUUGUGAAUUGGAGUAUGAACAUCCUUCCGAAAAUCACUAUAAAAUCAUUCAGCUGCUUAUUGAAAAUGGGGCCGAUAUCAACAAGGCUGAUAAGAAAAGCAGAACACCGUUGAAUUUAGCUUUAAAGAUCGGGGAAAUGAAAUUAACUGGAUUAUUGUUACAUAAAGUGAUUAACCGAUUAAUGAGAACAGUUAACAGGAGUGAGACCAGUUUUUCUCAAAAAGGAGACGAAGUAAAUUCAAAAAGUUUAACGUGA
Mytilus trossulus (common blue mussel) is the source of this 1440-nucleotide messenger RNA. Its product is annotated as ankyrin repeat domain-containing protein 17-like. NCBI's taxonomy places the organism in Eukaryota, Metazoa, Mollusca, Bivalvia, Mytilida, Mytilidae. Bases 1 to 1440 code for a protein of 479 amino acids. Gene Ontology annotation, molecular function: protein binding. The record is from RefSeq and is a predicted model, not a curated record. The transcript has a single exon.